This is a messenger RNA of Moesziomyces aphidis, 1434 nucleotides long. The record is from the annotation of a GenBank genome assembly. Lineage: Eukaryota; Fungi; Basidiomycota; Ustilaginomycetes; Ustilaginales; Ustilaginaceae.
AUGCUGGACGACGAGCUGCAGGCAGCGCUUGACAGAAGAGCAGCCAAGGGUACGCUGCGCCAGCUCACCGUUUACCCGACCGCUUCGACGUCUGUCUCAUCGUCCUCAUCCAGCGAGCAGCCCCUGGUCGACUUUUCGAGCAACGACUAUCUGAGCCUGGCCACCUCGUCUCGGGUGCGCGCCGACUUUGCUGCCAUCAUUGCAUCGGAUUCUCCGCUCUCGGCACAGCUCGGCAGCGCCGGAUCACGGCUGCUGGACGGCAACUCGUCCGUGCACGAGGCCGUCGAGAACGACCUUACGCGCCACUUUGCCUCGUCGGCCGCAGGCCUCCUCUUCAACUCGGGCUAUGAGGCCAACGUCUCGCUCCUCAGUACACUGCCUCAGCCCAAAGACGUCGUCAUCUACGACGAGCUCGUUCAUGCCUCGGUGCACGAUGGCUUGAGGCGCUCGCGCGUGCCUGCGCAUCUCCGCAUCCCUUUCCGCCACAACUCGGUCGAUCACCUCCGAGAAAUUCUCACACGGCUCGUUCAGGAUGGCACCCUGACGGCCGGUACAAGCGCAGCCCCUGGCGAGCAGCGCAAUGUUUGGCUGGCCGUCGAAAGCAUCUACUCCAUGGACGGAGACGCUUGUCCCUUGCGCGCGCUGCUCGAUACGCUGUCGCAGCACGUGCCCCAGCACCGCAUCUGCGCCGUGGUCGAUGAGGCGCACUCCACCGCCGUGUACGGCUCGCGUGGCAGAGGUCUCGUCAACGCGCUCGGUCUUCAAGACGAUCCGCGCAUCACGGCCAGACUCAUGACGUUUGGCAAGGCAUGGGGUGCUUCAGGCGCUAUCGUACUUUGCAGCAAGAUCGCCAGGCACUAUCUCAUCAAUUAUGCACGCCCGCUCAUCUUCAGCACUGCGCUCGGCUAUCCCCAACUGGCGUCCAUCCUCGCAGCGUUCCGUUCCGUGCAGGACGGGUCGGCCGAAAAGAGGGCCCGUGCUACCUUUGGCAAUGCUAGAAGGCUCGUGGAUGGCCUCGAAGGCGUCAUUCGAUCGCAAUCUCCGGCUGCCAAGCGAACGAUCGCUCUGCCACCACAUCUCAAGCCCAAGCAACAAGCUCAGCUCGCAGUGGAAGCUGAUGAUGACUUUGUACGAUGGUCGAUGCAGCAGCCCUCGCCCAUCGUGCCCGUGUUGACGAGCCGCGCACGCGAACUCGCGGCGUAUCUUCGCGCAAAUGGGUUGCUCGCAAGGCCCAUCUGCUAUCCCACCGUACCCAAGGGCGAGGACAGAGUCAGAAUCUGCGUCCAUGCCGAUAACACGAAAAGCGACAUCGAUAGGCUGAUCGACAGCGUCCGAUCGUGGGUUCAUGCCGAUCCCAGUCACGUUUCCACACGGACAGAAGUCGGUCGACACACACCACCAUCACCCGCACACGCACUCGCUGCCAAGCUGUAG